AACAUUAUAUGUCAAAUUUAACAAAAGAACCUGCUGAUUCAGAUGAAGCCAGUUUUGUUAUUCAGCAUUUAUUCAUAUGUUCACAAAUCACUUCAGAUGUGUCCUGUAAAUCCUAUAUUUUAAACAGAUAAUGCAUGAUAGUGAUUUCACUCCUGAAGCUCAUUUCUAAUUGGUUCAACUGACGUGUUUUCGUUUCAGUUCCAAAAUGAAUCGGAAAACAGCACUGGUGUCUCCUACCUCCACAUUUUGCGCUCUCCGUCCAUUUGUUGGAAGCAAUGUAUAAAAUCCCCCUUUACUUUCCCCAGGAGUGUCAGUCAAUGCAUGUGCGCGCGUGUGUGUGAGUGAGGUGUCAAUCAAAGCGGCGGCUUCUCUUUCAUCUCUACUGUCAGUCAGAGAUCAGGGGGAGGAGUACAGCACUACACUCUCUCCAGCCCAACAUUACUCUCAGUCUCUGCUGAGCGCAUUUCUGAAGAGGGACACCUUUUUACCCAAGAAACCAAACGGGAAUGACACACAGCAUCUGAACUCCAGCACUUUUUUUUUUAACAGUCAGAACUGUCCUACGUUCAACUUACACUUCUAACGUUUGCCUUUAAGAACACCGCAGGAGUCGUACUUUAACUUUUUAAAACACCCAGCGUCGUUACGUUGCGUUUCCCCUCUGGAUUCUCGAGUGUUGCCGUAGCACGCGUGUUUGGAGUGCGCCAGCUGAAAUUAUACAGGGGGUUUUCUGUCUAACGUCUUCGCUUUCCGGGCGUUUGUAGGGUGAGGAGGACUUUCAAUCACCCGAGAAAUGCCGCAGUUGUCAGGUGGAGGAGGCGGCGGGGAUCCGGAGCUCUGUGCCACCGAUGAAAUGAUCCCGUUCAAAGACGAGGGAGACCCGCAGAAGGAGCAGAUCUUCGCGGAGAUCAUCCACUCUGAGGAGGAGGGAGACUUAGCAGAGAUCAAGUCAUCUCUGGUCAACGAGACAGAAAUCAGCCCCAACAGUAGCAAUCACGACGCAGCUAGACUGUCCCAAAUAACACCAGACUCUUAUCAUGAGAAGCACAUGGACCAUCUGGAUGAUGGCAAGCAUCAAGACAUGUACAGCAAAGGCCACCCGUACCCCAGUUACCCAGGAUACAUCAUGAUGACCAAUAUGAACAAUGAAUCCUACAUGAACAACGGCUCUCUCUCGCCUCCCAUUCCCAGAAUGUCAAAUAAGGUGCCGGUGGUCCAGCCGUCCCAUGCCGUUCACCCCCUCACCCCUCUGAUCACAUACAGCGACGAGCACUUCGCCCCUGGCCCACACUCGGGACACCACCCACAGGACAUCAACUCCAAGCAAGGUAUGCCCAGGCAUCAUCCUGGACCGGACAUUCCCAAUUUCUACCCUCUUUCCCCAGGGGGAGUUGGACAGAUGACCCCUCCGCUGGGAUGGUUCUCUCAUCACAUGGUACCAGGCCCUCCUGGACCCCAUGCCACGGGAAUCCCCCAUCCCGCCAUUGUCAACCCACAGGUGAAACACGAACCACAUCACGACACAGACCUGAUGCACAUGAAACCUCAUCACGAGCAGAGAAAGGAGCAGGAGCCCAAAAGACCUCACAUUAAGAAACCUCUAAACGCUUUCAUGCUGUAUAUGAAAGAGAUGCGUGCCAAUGUGGUGGCCGAAUGCACGCUGAAGGAGAGCGCCGCGAUCAAUCAGAUCCUCGGGCGGAGGCCAAAUGCAAGCACGCGUCUCUUUGGAAGGAACUUAAAAGUGCAUGUCAGUAAGGAACGGCAGCUCCAUAUGCAACUUUACCCAGGAUGGUCUGCCAGAGACAAUUAUGGGAAAAAAAAGAAGCGGAAGAGGGAAAAGAUCCAGGAACCUGCUUCAGGUACAGGCCAGAGAAUGAAAACGGCGUACAUCUGAACAAUGGUAAGA
Sinocyclocheilus rhinocerous is the source of this 1906-nucleotide messenger RNA. Its product is annotated as lymphoid enhancer-binding factor 1-like. Gene Ontology annotation, cellular component: beta-catenin-TCF complex; chromatin. Gene Ontology annotation, biological process: regulation of transcription by RNA polymerase II; canonical Wnt signaling pathway. The transcript has 10 exons. The record is from RefSeq and is a predicted model, not a curated record. Gene Ontology annotation, molecular function: RNA polymerase II cis-regulatory region sequence-specific DNA binding; DNA-binding transcription factor activity, RNA polymerase II-specific. Lineage: Eukaryota; Metazoa; Chordata; Actinopteri; Cypriniformes; Cyprinidae. The coding region runs from base 794 to 1894 and encodes 366 amino acids.